UACCGAUUUUACAUUAAAACAGCAAGCUUUCUGGUUAUCUAUUUGUCAGCUUUGUUUUUAUUCGUGGUCGUUUCUUGGAUAUAUUGGGAUAAACGGAUUUGUACGGUUUUUGAAAAAAGCUGAGUCACGAAAGGGAUAUUUGAUUUUAAUUCAGCAUUGUUGUCCUCGUUGUUCAUAACUGGCAUAUUAGCACUCAACAAAACGAAGUAUUUAUUCAGAAAAGAUUUAGUUUAUCAUUCAACGUUGUGCCAAAGUCAAUGAAGUCAUUGAAAAACGCAAAAGGAGAUCCUAUCAAGGCAUUUCUCAGUCAAGCAAAAGAAGAGUUUAAUCAGAAAUGGGAAAAACCCGCACAGAACACAGCUAGUCUUGAAGAUUUUGAACGACUUAAAACUCUUGGGACGGGGUCAUUUGGACGAGUAAUGCUUGUACAGAGAAAAAAAACUGGAAAAUUUUAUGCCAUUAAAAUUUUGGACAAGCAAAAGGUGGUGAAGCUGAAGCAAGUAGAGCAUACUUUAAAUGAAAAACGUAUUUUGCAAGCAAUCAGUUUUCCUUUUCUUGUGAAUCUUGAAUGGAAUUUCAAGGAUAAUUCCUACUUAUACAUGGUGCUGGAAUUUGUCCCUGGUGGAGAAAUGUUUUCCCAUUUGAGAAGAAUUGGUCGGUUCAGUGAAGGACAUUCAAGAUUUUAUGCAGCACAAAUUGUUCUUGCAUUUGAGUAUCUUCAUUCAUUGGAUCUUAUUUACAGGGAUUUAAAACCAGAAAAUCUUCUUAUUGACAAUCAAGGAUACAUAAAGAUCACUGAUUUUGGCUUUGCUAAAAGAGUCAAAGGAAGGACUUGGACAUUAUGUGGCACUCCAGAGUAUCUAGCCCCUGAAAUUAUACUUUCCAAGGGCUACAACAAGGCUGUUGAUUGGUGGGCCUUGGGUGUUUUGAUUUAUGAAAUGUCAGCUGGUUAUCCACCUUUUUUUGCUGACCAACCUAUUCAAAUAUAUGAAAAGAUUGUUUCCGGAAAGGUUAGAUUUCCAUCUCAUUUUACAUCUGAACUUAAAGAUCUGCUGAAAAAUCUACUUCAAGUUGACUUGACAAAACGUUAUGGUAAUUUGAAAAAUGGUGUCAAUGAUAUUCGCAAUCAUAGAUGGUUUGGACCAACUGAUUGGAUUCUCAUUUAUCAAAAGAAGAUUGAAUCGCCAUUUAAACCCAAGUGUAAAGGUCCUGGUGAUCCCAGUAAUUUUGACGACUACGAAGAAGAGCAGUUAAGAUUAUCUACCACUGAAAAAUGUGCAAAAGAAUUUGCUGACUUUUAAUAAUAUAUUCUUUUCCAAGAACACGAAUACUUGUAGUUUUAACAACAAGUGCCACAAUCAACAAAAAGAAUUGGAGCCCAACCGUCUCUGAAACGACGAAAAAUUCUUUUAGACUGCAGAGACAUUGGUUCAUUAUUUAUUAAAUCCGAGAGUUUUAGACGUAUAGAGAGUUAUAACCAAACAAGGAAGUUUUAUUUGUAUGAACUGUUUAUAGCUAAGUCAUGUACAUUUUAUCAGCGAUACAUUUUAUCGUAUGGCCAAAAUCAUGCAAAUAUAUAAUAUUAUUAGCCUUCCA
Messenger RNA from Xenia sp. Carnegie-2017, 1596 nucleotides. Its product is annotated as cAMP-dependent protein kinase catalytic subunit alpha-like. Gene Ontology annotation, molecular function: cAMP-dependent protein kinase activity; ATP binding. Gene Ontology annotation, biological process: peptidyl-serine phosphorylation. The transcript is spliced from 11 exons. The record is from RefSeq and is a predicted model, not a curated record. NCBI's taxonomy places the organism in Eukaryota, Metazoa, Cnidaria, Anthozoa, Malacalcyonacea, Xeniidae. Gene Ontology annotation, cellular component: nucleus; cAMP-dependent protein kinase complex. Bases 258 to 1301 code for a protein of 347 amino acids.